Trematosphaeria pertusa is the source of this 2038-nucleotide messenger RNA. RefSeq lists its product as uncharacterized. The record is from RefSeq and is a predicted model, not a curated record. The transcript has a single exon. Bases 138 to 1973 code for a protein of 611 amino acids. NCBI's taxonomy places the organism in Eukaryota, Fungi, Ascomycota, Dothideomycetes, Pleosporales, Trematosphaeriaceae. Gene Ontology annotation, molecular function: DNA binding.
GUUUCUUUCUUUCACGGCGACACGCCCACCACCCUUCUUCAUACCUAACGACCUCAACCAGUUCAACCCUCCCCUCUUCACUCUUAGUCUCUUCAUAGCUUCCUGUCCCGUCUACCGAUCGGUCUAAUCGUCAAACCAUGCCUCCCUUUUUCGACCGUGUCCAACUUCACCAGGCUGUGAGCAGCCAAGCCGUCCCCGCCCUUGAGGCAAUGGCUGCAAACGACAACCUGCGUUCGCUCCUCCGUUUUGAGCGCGAUGAUCCUCCGCCCUACGUAUCGUCGACCGAGUCGGAAGAGCUCGACGACGCUGACCUUAACCCGCCACCGCGAGGUCGCCCGAUGCCAGAAGAGCUGAAAGCCGUCAUGGAGCGCCCGAUCGACGACGACGAACUCGACCGCAUUUCAUCUAUCUUGCGCUCAAUCGUAUAUCCCGACGACUUCUAUUACACAGAAGCGAUGCGCGAGUAUUACCGGCUCAACCACCGUAGUCGCGGCCCGCGGCCCGAGAUGUUCAGAGGACUGGAUGGCGUUCGGCGACAGGGUGUCAUCGUUCGCCAUAAUGUUAAGCGUCGCUGGGAGAAGCUCGGCGUCUGGAAUCCUGAGUGGGGUUUUGCCGGGCGUAAGGUGCAACCCAACGACAAUUUCCGCAGGUGGACGUGGAGAUGGCAGCCCGAUGGGGCGGCAGACGACCUGAUCCGCGCGUACCACGAUGCGCGUGAGCUCGUUGCACGCGGCCUGCGCCUGCGCCAGAACCUGCGACGCGGCGAGCAUGCCCCCGUGCUCCCGCGGUCUCGCCUCGGACAAGAUACAACUACUGCCCAAGCCGAGGCGUUCCUCAUCUCCAGGCCUUGGUUCAUCUUUCAGAUCGAAGUGGCCGAAGAAAAGGCGAGGUACCGUCGCCUCUCCAACGAGGAUCGAAGACGCUACUCACACUCGGCCCGGGAUCAAGUCAUCGAGUGGUGGAAGGAGCGUGGGGACUGGAGGGGCGAGUUCAACGGGAACGACUGGGUUACUUCCUGGAAGUGGCGGCACGAGUCUCCCUCCCCAGAGCCCGAAGACCUCACACCCAUCGACAACAUGAAGGACAGCCCGCUGGAGGCGACAGACAUGAAGUUCACUCCUUCUGAGAUUGAUGAGUUGGAGACUAUUAAGCUCCCGAGAUCCGAACAGCCCGAGGGUUUCUGGGUCAUAGAAGAGGGAGACAUGCCACCAUCCUUUCCUGGACAGAUGGUAGACGAUGAAGCAAGGAUUAGGAAACGCGAGAAAGAAAGAGCUGAGAGGCUCGAGAAAGCAAGAGCUGAGGGGCACGAGGAAGCAAGGAUUGACCCUUUCUUGAAAGUAUUUAAAGAAAAAUUCUUCCCAGGACCGGGGCCGUUUCGUCUCUUCGGCCCGCCACAGCUAGUAGAUCACGAAGAGGCAUCCCUAGAAGAGCACGACGUAUCCACAGAGCUCCAAGAGGACGCAUCCGAGCUACAACGAGACGCCGCUUGCCCUCCACUGCAGAAGCAACGACGCCUGCGUCAGCGCCAACCGCAGGACGGGGUGGACAGGGCCCAAGACCAGGACCAGCUCCUCCCGCCACCCCGACGCAGUGCCAGGAUCGCAGGCAUGAAACGCCCCGCGGAGCCCUUACCGUCGCAAACGGCGCCGAACAAGAGACCUAGGGGAAGAGCAGUACCAAAGGCUGCAGCACCUGCCGCCGCACCUGCCGCCCAGCCUACCUCACGGAAGACCCAUCGCACCAAGACAAGACUCGUCCCCGCACGCGCCCCACCAAAGGGGAAGACGGAGACUCGGCCGAGGCAAGGACGGGGGCGUCCGAGGAAGGAGAACGGACUAAGCAUGCAUUCUGCCGUGGGGAAGAAGAAACCAGCGAGGACACCGGCUCCGGCCGGGACCGGGAGCGACAGGGCUGCGGGAACGGAUACGUCGGGUGUACCUAGGCGACGAGGGAGGCCGAGGAAGAAUAAAUAAUAUAAAGUAAUUCUCUUCUUCUAGUAUUUUAAAGCUAAAGGCGAAUAUAGUAGAUAACUUAUUAG